Venustampulla echinocandica is the source of this 459-nucleotide messenger RNA. RefSeq lists its product as uncharacterized. Gene Ontology annotation, biological process: cell motility; actin filament severing; actin filament depolymerization. Gene Ontology annotation, cellular component: actin cytoskeleton; actin cortical patch; cytoplasm. Lineage: Eukaryota; Fungi; Ascomycota; Leotiomycetes; Helotiales; Pleuroascaceae. Gene Ontology annotation, molecular function: actin filament binding. Bases 1 to 459 code for a protein of 152 amino acids. The record is from RefSeq and is a predicted model, not a curated record. The transcript is spliced from 6 exons.
AUGUCUCAAUCAGGAGUCGAUGUUUCGCCUGAGUGCGUCUCGACAUUCAACGAGUUGAAGCUCAACAAGAAGAUCAAGUUCAUUAUAUUCAAGUUAACCGACGACUACAAGGAGAUUGUUGUCGAGGAGGCUAGCGAGAAUGGUGACUGGGAUUACUUCCGCGAGAAGCUACUGAAUGCAGAAUCGAAGAGCAAGAAUGGAAAGGUUGGCAAGGGCCCACGCUACGCUGUCUAUGACUUCAACUACGACCUGGCGUCUGGUGAGGGAACAAGAAGCAAGAUUACCUUCAUUGCAUGGUCGCCUGAUGAUGCCGGCAUCCAGCCAAAGAUGGUGUACGCCUCCUCCAAGGACGCUCUCAAGCGUUCCUUGAACGGUCUCGCCACCGAAUUCCAAGCUAACGACACCGACGAUAUUGAAUACCAAUCUGUCCUGGCAAAAGUCAGCAAGGGAUUGGCAUGA